AUGCAGCGCCGUGAGAUCGAGUACCGCAAGCGCAAGAUCGAGCUCAUGGAAAAGGCGCUCGCCGGCGCCGAUGUUGCAGAAGCCCCACAGACACAGGCGAUCGAAGCAGCGACCAAGAUGGACUUUUGUGCGACGUGCAGCCUGGAGCCGCCGCUGCGGUCCUAUCACUGCCCCUUCUGCAACCGAUGCGUUGCGACCUUCGACCACCACUGCUUCUUCAUUGGCACAUGCAUUGGCGAGCGCAACCACUGCCGUUUCUAUUGGUUCAUCCUUCUGUCGUGCAUGGAAGUCUCGACCUGCCUCGGCAUCAUUCACUCGAGCUUUCACACGGAGGCCACGCUGCAGCUCUGGCUGCGCACCAACGGCAUGGCCCUCACCGCAGCCAUGUUCUUUUGGGUACUCGUUCUCUUCUUUUGA
Messenger RNA from Saprolegnia parasitica CBS 223.65, 417 nucleotides. RefSeq lists its product as hypothetical. NCBI's taxonomy places the organism in Eukaryota, Oomycota, Saprolegniomycetes, Saprolegniales, Saprolegniaceae. The transcript has 4 exons. Gene Ontology annotation, molecular function: protein-cysteine S-palmitoyltransferase activity. Gene Ontology annotation, biological process: protein targeting to membrane; peptidyl-L-cysteine S-palmitoylation. The coding region runs from base 1 to 417 and encodes 138 amino acids. The record is from RefSeq and is a predicted model, not a curated record. Gene Ontology annotation, cellular component: Golgi apparatus; endoplasmic reticulum.